Messenger RNA from Xyrauchen texanus (razorback sucker), 2487 nucleotides. It is a transcript of the gene tgm5l, whose product is annotated as transglutaminase 5, like. NCBI's taxonomy places the organism in Eukaryota, Metazoa, Chordata, Actinopteri, Cypriniformes, Catostomidae. The coding region runs from base 135 to 2216 and encodes 693 amino acids. Gene Ontology annotation, molecular function: protein-glutamine gamma-glutamyltransferase activity. The transcript has 16 exons. Gene Ontology annotation, biological process: peptide cross-linking. The record is from RefSeq and is a predicted model, not a curated record.
GUUUUCAGAAGUGUAUGUGGUCCGACCACUUUUGACUUAAUAUCAAGUAGGGGCAGGAUGGAAUCAUAUAAAAAGCCCAAUAAACCACAGGAUUAGUCAAUCUAACGAUAAGCGACAAUACACAGCUGAAUCUCAUGGACGAGUUAAAGUUUAGAAGUGUGGACCUGCAACAACUUUCAAACCAGGUCAGCCACCGGACAGACGGUCUGAGUUCCAGCACGCUGGUUCUGCGGAGAGGACAGUCCUUUCUUAUUCAAUUGAAAUUCGAUGGAAGGCCAUUUAAUUCACGGCAGGACAAACUGAUCUUCAAAGUAAUUUUAGGUUCGUUAUCUGUCCAGAUCCCCAUCUCUGUUUCUGAACAGCCUUCUCAAUGGAGCGCAGUUAUCAAACAGGGUGUACCCAGCCUGAAUUCAACCAACGCGUUAUCGGUGUUGCUUUUCAGCCCUGCGUCUGCUCCUAUUGGGGUUUACACCCUCAGUCUUACAAUCGAGACUCGCACAAGUGUAAAAAAAACACACCCGCUCGGCCAGUUCACAUUACUCUGCAACCCCUGGAACAAAGCUGAUUCAGUGUACAUGUCCUCUGAGGAUCUGAGAAUGGAAUAUGUGAGGAAUGAUUACGGAGUGGUGUUCAAAGGCUCAGCGAAUAACAACUCUGGCAGACCGUGGUCUUUUGAUCAGUAUGAAAAGGGGAUAUUGGACAUUUGUAUGAAGCUGUUUCAAUUGAGUCCUCAAUAUCAAGCCGAUGUGAACAGAGAUGUACUCAAAUUCUCUGACCCCAUUUACAUCAGCAGAGUGAUUUCAGCAAUGGUAAACUCUCCGGAUGAUAAGGGUGUGAUAGUGGGGAACUGGUCAGGGGACUAUAAAGGUGGUGUUAACCCCUCAAAUUGGUCCGGCAGCGCUGAUAUUCUUAAGCAGUGGUCACAAACGCAGUUUAGGCCUGUCAAAUUUGGACAGUGUUGGGUCUAUGCUGCAGUUAUGUGUACAGUAAUGAGAGCCCUUGGCAUCCCAACUCGUGUGGUCACCAACUUUAACUCUGCCCACGACACAAAUGGAAACUUGGAGAUUGAGGAGUACUACACGGAGACGGGCGAGAAACUGUCACUCAGCCGGGACAGCAUUUGGAAUUUUCAUGUGUGGGUAGAGUGCUGGAUGAAGAGGCCUGAUCUGGGUCAAGCGUACGACGGUUGGCAGGUUCUCGACCCAACACCCCAAGAGCGGAGCGCAGGAAUUUAUCGUUGUGGCCCUGCAUCAGUGAAAGCAGUUCGUGAAAAGAAAGUGGAGGCGGCGUACGACGUGCCGUUUGUCUACGCAGAAGUGAACGCAGAUGUGCGUACGAUGAUCACAAGAAAUGGAAGGAUAUUAAGAACCAUAAUGGACACUAAGAGAGUCGGAGCCCUGAUUUGCACCAUGAAGCCAGGAUCAAUGAAAAUGCAGAAUAUCACCUCAGAAUAUAAAAAUGAGAGAGAUUUUUCCAUGCUUCCCGCCGCUGCCGGAGGGCCUGGCGGAGAGUCUAUUAGGGGAAUGGCCAGAGGGGACGAUUCUAGGAGGGUAAUAGCUCCAGAGGGCAUAGCUGUUUCUCUAAGUCUUCUGAAAGCCCCCGUAAUGGGAGAAAACAUUUCAUUCAGCAUCACAAUCACCAACGGAGAGGCUGUUCCAAAAGACCUGAAAAAGCAUGUGAACGCUCAGAGCAAAGAGUACAACGGCAAUCCAAUCUCAGCCUUCUGGGAGGCUCACGAUGAUCUCAAGAUCAAUCCUAAUGAAUCUGUGACUAUAAAACACGAGAUCUUGUUCCGUGAGUAUGCACUGAAGGAGGUGAGAGAGGACUAUCUGAUUAACCUGGCCGUGGUUAUAGAGGAUGUGAAGUCACAGAAGAGAGAACUGGCUACUGAAGAGUUUAACAUCACCAGCCCUAACCUCGAUAUACAGGUUGAAAAUGAGAACUCGGUCAUUGUUAACACGCAGCAAGCUGGAACGGUGAUGUUCAAAAGCCCGUUCAAUGUCCCAGUGAGUGGAGAACUUGUAGUAUUGGGUUCGGGACUCUUGGAGGCGAAGGUUGAAAUGAGUGUUAAGCUCCAGCCUGGAGAAACCAUGAAGAUACCCGUCAAGUUCAUUCCCAAGAUGACAGGCUCAAAGAUGCUUCACGCAAGUUUAACGUUGACGAACCUGCCCACUGUCCUGCGGGGAUUCAAGACCAUCAAUGUUAAAUCAGCUUAAAGACAUGGAACAUGAGUUAAAGCACUGGUUCUCUGCUGGUUUCACUUCAGGAACAAGAUUUUACAAUUUUACUCUUUAUUUCACUACCCUGUUAUUUUAAGUUCCUAUAACUCAACUGGUAGAGCAUGGCACUAGCAAUGCUAAGAGUAUUGCAUCUUUAGCUUAGCAACAUAGUACCAAACUAUUGAAAUCAAUUGUGAUUCUUUCUUUUGUUUUGUGCUGAAUAUUAAGAGCACUAUUUGUGUUGCUGCCUAUGUAGAGUGUUCUUAAU